GUUUAUUUAAAUUAGUCAUGUCGUUAACAUUGUUUCUAUUUCUAGUUGUCUUUGGUUUUGCAUUUUUAGGUCAGCAUCAGGCAGGUGCUGACUGUGGUGCAGAUCUCUGGAAGGAUGAUGAGGACUUGAGUGAAGGAUCCUGCAGUCGACCCUCCCUAUCGAAUACCAAAGAUGAUGACGAUCCCGUGUACUCUAUCGAAGAUGAUCCCUACAUAAAGGCCUCAACCAUUCCAAAGGAGAAACCAAGCGAGUCGCAAACGGAAGUUCAGGAACCCUUUUUCCAAACCAUAGUAAAGAUUUUCAAAUUUCUGUGGCAGGUUAUGAGUAUUUGGAUAAAUUUCAAUAAAUAAAAGCGAUAAGGCAAUUCUGUUAACAGAUCCAAAAAUGAAAA
Drosophila takahashii is the source of this 391-nucleotide messenger RNA. Lineage: Eukaryota; Metazoa; Arthropoda; Insecta; Diptera; Drosophilidae. The record is from RefSeq and is a predicted model, not a curated record.